Messenger RNA from Panicum hallii, 1685 nucleotides. Its product is annotated as phospholipase A1-Igamma1, chloroplastic-like. Gene Ontology annotation, molecular function: glycerophospholipase activity. NCBI's taxonomy places the organism in Eukaryota, Viridiplantae, Streptophyta, Magnoliopsida, Poales, Poaceae. The transcript has a single exon. The record is from RefSeq and is a predicted model, not a curated record. Gene Ontology annotation, biological process: lipid metabolic process. The coding region runs from base 90 to 1685 and encodes 531 amino acids.
UCACCGAGAAUUCUUGGUGAGCUAGCUAACAGCAAUCGUCUCAUCUGAUACUCUGAUCACGUCAUCAAUAAUCACGCACGGCAAAAGGGAUGAUGGCAGCCAGCGUCUCGUCCUGCCCGAGCCUCCCCAUCAGCCACCGCCGGCCGGCGCCGAUCCUCCCCUUCCAGCAGCAGCCUCCCACCAGGGAACGGUGGCUCUCUAACGCGAAAUCGACACUGCACGGUGGCGCAUUGAACACGCUGCCGCGCCGCCGUCGUCCUCGCGGCGUCGUCGCCUCGGUGGCGACAACCGACCGGCCGGCGCCGGUGAUUGGGGACGUGAACCGUGGCUCUCAGCUCGCGGAGACGUCCGGGCGCUCCGACGACGGGCAGCUGGCCGCGCGGUGGCGGGAGAUCCAAGGCGCGAGCAACUGGGAGGGGCUGCUGGACCCCCUCGACGCGGCGCUCCGCGCGGAGCUCAUCCGCUACGGCGAGUUCGCGCAGGCGACCUACGACAGCUUCGACUACGACCGCUUCUCCCCAUACUCCGGCAGCUGCAGGUUCCCUCCCAGGACCUUCUUCCGGGACGUCGGCCUCGCCGGCGCCGGCUACGAGGUCAGCCGCUACCUCUACGCCACCUGCAACGACCUCAAGCUCCCCAACUUCGCCCACCGGAAGCACAAGUCCGCCGCCGUCGAGGACAAGCUGUGGAGCGAGUCGGGCACCUUCAUCGGCUACGUGGCCGUGUCGACCGACGAGGAGACGGCGCGCAUCGGCCGGCGGGACAUCGCCGUCGCGUGGCGCGGCACGAUCACGCGGCUCGAGUGGGUGGCCGACCUGACGGCGAGCCAGAGGCGGCUGAGCGACAUGGGCGUCCCGUGCCCGGACCCCGACGUGAAGGUGGAGCUGGGGUUCGCGGAGCUGUACACCGGCAAGGACGUGGAGUGCCGGUUCUGCAGGUACUCGGCGCGGGAGCAGGCGCUGGCCGAGGUGCGCAAGCUGGUGGAGCUCUACCACGGCCGGGGCGAGGAGGUGAGCGUCACCGUCACAGGCCACAGCCUCGGCAGCGCGCUGGCGAUGCUCAACGCCUUUGACAUCGCCGAGACGGGCGCGAACGCGACGCCGGACGACGGCAGGACGGCGCCGGUCUGCGUGUUCUCCUUCGCGGGGCCGCGCGUGGGGAACCUCAGGUUCCGGGAGCGGUUCGAGCGGGAGCUCGGCGUGCGGGCGCUGCGCGUCGUCAACGUGCACGACAGCGUGCCCAAGGUGCCCGGCGUGUUCUUUAACGAGGCGGCGUUCCCGGAGGGGGUGCUCCGGGCGGUGGACGGGCUGGGCGUGGGCGGCGUGUACACGCACCUGGGCGUGGCCUUAGCGCUGGACCACGAGGCGUCGCCGUUCCUGAAGAAGACCAUGGACAUCUCGUGCUACCACAACCUGGAGGCGCACCUCCACCUGCUCGACGGCUUCCGGGGCACCGGCGAGGGGUUCGAGCUCCGCGGGAGAGACCCCGCGCUGGUGAACAAGUCGACCGACUUCCUCCGCGACGACCACAUGGUGCCGCCCGUGUGGUACCAGGCGGAGAACAAGGGCAUGGUCAGGACGGAGGACGGGCGAUGGGUGCUGCCGCCGCGGCACAGGGACAUCGACGGACACCCGGAGGACACUGACCAUCACCUUCAGAAGCUCGGUCUCAACGCAUCACCCUGA